Messenger RNA from Pelagomonas calceolata, 512 nucleotides. Lineage: Eukaryota; Pelagophyceae; Pelagomonadales; Pelagomonadaceae. The record is from the annotation of a GenBank genome assembly.
GCCUGCUUGGCCGCCCUGGCACGGGAGAAACACGGGUUCACAUUAGUCGUCGAACUCGUCCCCCUCCGACUCGUCCGCGGGCCGCCGCGCCGUCUGCGGCGACGCGGCCCCGGCUUCGGCCGCCGGCGCGCCGGUGGCGGCGUCGCCGGUUUGGCCCAAGAGGCGGUUCGCGAGCGCGGUCAGCGGCCCUGCGGUGGCGCCGCCGGUUUUGUUGCGAUUGCGCCGCGCGACGACGAACGCCACAAUACCAUAAAGCACGAUGCGGAUCGCCAUCAUCGGCGGCUUCUUCUUUUUUUGUCGCGUUCGCUGCGGCUGCGGCUGGGCCGCGGGGGGAGCCUGCACCGGCUUAGUUCGCUUUUUGGGUUUGGUGCUCAUUUUUGCUACGCGCGCGUUCCUGGCGCAACCACUCGUCGCGGGCAGCCUCGGGACGAGGUGCGCAGACCGGCACGGCUGCCUUUUGCAAUUGCGAGAGGUCUGCGGCAGUGCCAAGUGCUAGCUUAGCUUGUGAGCGG